CACCUUGCAGAAGCCGCCGGCCCACAGGACAGAGGGUGGAACAGACCGCCGACGCCGUCACGACUCGGGACUCCUCGCCUCCCCUCUCCGCCGCUCCGUCUCGCCGGAAAUCACCCGGAGAGCCCUCCCGCCGCAACGCGACGCCCAAAUCGCCUCGAUCCAACCGCGGACUCGGCGGCCCAUCGAUCGCUCCCGCGCCGUGCCUCUCCGGUAGGUCAGAUUUCUUCGCACGCCGGGAACGCCCCCUAUGUUCCCCGCGCAUCCUCUUGGGUAGGUCAGAAUUGGCCGCCCGUCGAUCGUCCCCCCGCGCCGCGAACAAGUGCUUCCCGGCCGCCAUGAGGGUCAAUUUGGAGCUCCUCAUGCCCUUGAUGGCGCAGUACACAGCUCCCACAUGGGCCACGCUGGUUGCUGGAUUCUUUGUGCUGCUUGCCUUGUCCCUCUCCAUGUACCUGAUAUUUGAGCAUCUCUCGGCGUACAACAACCCAGAGGAACAGAAAUUUGUUCUCGGUGUUAUCUUGAUGGUACCUUGCUAUGCAAUUGAGUCGUAUGUUUCUUUGAUAGAUCCAAAUACCAAUGUUUACUGUGGAAUCUUGCGCGAUGGUUAUGAGGCAUUUGCUAUGUACUGCUUUGGAAGAUAUAUUACUGCAUGUUUAGGUGGGGAAGAUAAAACAAUUGCUUUUUUGAAGAGGGAAGGCGGCUCGGGUUCUGGACAACCCCUUCUGCAUGAUGCCCCUGAGAAAGCAAUCAUACACCAUCAUUUUCCUGUGAAUUUAAUAUUGAAACCCUGGCGAAUGGGCACACGGUUUUACCAGAUUAUCAAAUUCGGAAUCUUCCAAUAUGUUAUUAUAAAGACACUCACAGCCAGCUUAUCUCUUUUUCUAGAAGCUUUCGGUGUAUAUUGUGAGGGUGAAUUCAAUUUGCGUUGUGGAUACCCUUACUUUGCUGCAGUCCUGAAUUUCAGUCAAUUUUGGGCCCUGUACUGUUUAGUAGAAUGGUACACAGCUACCAAGGACGAAUUGGCACAUAUAAAGCCUCUGGCUAAGUUUCUUUCAUUCAAAUCAAUAGUAUUCUUGACUUGGUGGCAAGGGGUGGUGAUUGCAAUAAUGUAUGCUUUGGGCAUGCUUAGAAGUCCUUUAGCUCAGAGCUUGGAGUUAAAAUCAAGUAUUCAAGAUUUCAUUAUUUGCAUAGAGAUGGGCAUUGCUUCAGUUGUUCACCUCUAUGUGUUCCCUGCUAAGCCCUAUGAGCUCUUAGCUAACCAGUCACCUGGAAACAUUUCGGUCCUUGGAGAUUAUGUAUCUUCUGAGCCUGUAGAUCCUUACGAAAUCAGGGAAAGCAACCGGCCCAGCAAAAUGAAGCUUCCACAGUUCGAACCAGAUGAGAGAAGUGCAACAAACAUAAAGGAGAGUGUUCGAGACUUCGUUAUCGGCAGUGGGGAAUAUGUGAUCAAGGAUUUUAAGUUCACUGUUAACCAAGCAGUGCGGCCAGUGGAGAAGCGGUUUGACAAACUGAUGAAAAAGAAAGACAAGUAUAAGAAAAGCCAGGAUGACAAUUGGGUGAGUGCGAAAUCACCAGAGCGACCGGUUCGUGGUAUUGAUGAUCCGCUAUUAAGCGGGAGCACAAGUGACAGUGGGGUCAUGAAGGGCAAAAAACAUCGCAGAGAUUUCAGCUCAGUGGCUGCUGUGGACAGUUGGGGAGGUGGUGAUAAGACGCCUGAUGGCUAUGAGAUAAGAGGGCGUCGCUGGGCAGUAAAGAGUUAAGGAUUUAACUAUAUGCAGGAUUGGUAUAUUUUAAACCAAACUGCAUGAGAAAAAUGAAAUGGCCCUUUGUUACAGCAGUUGCCGUAACCUUCUGCAACACUGGCCAAUUUUGUUGCCUAUGCAAGUUCACGUGAUGCUGCGUUGUAAAUAGCUGUAACCCUCGAACCCUGAUACGGUAGUCUGUGUGCAUAUCCUGUUAUUCCCCCCUGCUAAAAAUUGGUACAAGGAAUUGAUUAUUACAAUGUCAGUUCUUGUUAGGGGAUUGUGAAGAAAUUUUUCCUUAAAAACAGAAGCCCAUAUUUUGACACUUGUUUGUACAUUCAUACUUCAUGACUGUAAAGAGCUGGGGGUGUUAUAUUCUCAUGAAUAUCAGAUUAACAAAAUGACAUGUUGAUAAUGUGAUUA
This is a messenger RNA of Brachypodium distachyon (stiff brome), 2162 nucleotides long. RefSeq names its product protein LAZ1. The transcript is spliced from 8 exons. Bases 336 to 1757 code for a protein of 473 amino acids. Gene Ontology annotation, biological process: transport. Gene Ontology annotation, molecular function: transporter activity. NCBI's taxonomy places the organism in Eukaryota, Viridiplantae, Streptophyta, Magnoliopsida, Poales, Poaceae. The record is from RefSeq and is a predicted model, not a curated record.